AUGUAUGGACAGAUAGCCACUGUCUUCUGUCUAGCCGCUCAAGUCUACGGAUACCAACAGAGACGUCAAAAAGCAAAUGACAAUGGUUACCGGUUGAGCAUUGAUGUCCUAAAGUCGAUCCCACAACCGCUUGCAGAGCUUCUUAGUCGGCACAUUGGACUUCAUAAUUACGGGAAGAGGACUGUAAGUACAUCAAACUACGGUACAAAAGCCACGUGGACACCUAAUGAUCAUCCGAACUAUGGAGGCGAACCCCUUGAUUGGACCUCGGAUCCGGUCUCUUUAGGGUAUAAGCUCGGGUAUGCCUUGGCGCUUGUCUAUCCAAAUGUGGCCUCAGACGUCGGUGAAUCACUGGAGAACAAGAUUAAGGAAUUCCAGAGGGCUGGUAAACGUGAUUGCAUCUGUCAAGGUCAAACAGAUUCUGGACGUGGUGUCAUUGGUACGCAUUCACACCGGGUUUCGCACCUGAAUGCCCCUAUUGGAGGGAAAAUAGGUUUACAGAAACGACUUUUCUCAAACAAGGUGCAACGGCAAAUGGCGGACACCGUAUCUUACGUGGAAACUGUAAAGAGUGAAGCUGAUAUUGAGAGUGGCACACCACAUCUGGGCAAUGGGCAAAUCAGUAAAAGCAAAACAAAACCACUUAUAAGUAAUGUAUUACAUCUAAUGCAAGUUCUUAAUAGUUUUACUAUAUCAAGAUUCAAGAAAUGACGUUAAUUAAGACAACAAUUUUGAAGCGAUAUCCCAAACCGUUUAGGAAAUGGACACAAAGGAAUGCCAAGUGGUUCCAAAGUCCAAAACACCGACAUAAUACAGGAUUUCAUCCCCGGGAUUUCAUCUGACUCAAAUAUAAGAACGAUAGACCAUGUUAAUUAACCAAUUUCCAGAUAUUUAAAAAUAGAAAGUAGAAGAUCUAGUGUAAGAUCUCAAAUGUCUUGUUUGUUCAGAAGUUAAUAGAAUACAGGUAGCUUUCAAAAUAAUAGGUG
This is a messenger RNA of Owenia fusiformis, 986 nucleotides long. Lineage: Eukaryota; Metazoa; Annelida; Polychaeta; Sabellida; Oweniidae. The record is from the annotation of a GenBank genome assembly.